This is a messenger RNA of Coccidioides immitis RS, 1141 nucleotides long. RefSeq names its product NADH-ubiquinone oxidoreductase 105 kDa subunit. NCBI's taxonomy places the organism in Eukaryota, Fungi, Ascomycota, Eurotiomycetes, Onygenales, Onygenaceae. The record is from RefSeq and is a predicted model, not a curated record. The coding region runs from base 106 to 390 and encodes 94 amino acids. The transcript has 4 exons.
CGACCAACUCCUCCUGCCGCUCAAUUGAGCUUUAUUUCCCGCUUCGACUUUCGGUGAACGAAGGCCUGCUCGCCAGAAAGGCACAUCCUCCAUACUCUCGGCACCAUGUCCACUAAGUACGCCUUCAGCAAGGGCCUCAAGGAGCUCAGAUUCCUCUUCUGCCACUCUUCCGCUCACGGCGAUGCGACAAGAACAUUUUUAAAACGGGCGUACCCGACGAUGAAGAAGCAUAAUCCCUAUACGCCGAUUUUGAUCCGGGAGGCGGCAGACAUUGAGCCGAGAAUAUUUGCGAGAUACGAGUUUGGAAGGGAAAAGCAGCAAUCACUGUUAGGCCUAUCGGACAAGGAAAUAGAACAAUUAGUCACUACAUUGGUGCAACCCAAGGAAUAAGAGUUGUCCGUGUUGGAUUUUAUUGUUUACGACUUAGACCCGGCAUUUUUCUCUGUACCUAUAUAUCACGAAAUAAACCUUCCUUUUCCAGAACGCCCAAUGCAAAUAGAAAAAAAAAAAAAAAAGAUUCCAAACCCGGAAUUGAAUGAUACCAAAGUCAAGGGGCAUACGUGGUGUCCGACCUCAAUUGGUUACAACCUCCCCGAAUCGGAAUUGCGCCCAGCUCAUGCUACCUUCCGGCAGAGUGAACAAUCUCUUUCCCACAUCAUCUCCCGCAGCCCCGGCUCCGAUAUGAAUUGGCAACAGAUGAUCAAACGUCGGGUGCGCCUGUCUCGCGUCGGGUCUUUUAAGCAGAUCCCGAAGAGCCCUCUGCCUAUCCGCAGGUGCAGUUGCAACGGCUUCGUUGAGCGCCUCAUCAAAACUUGCAGCAUAUGGUAGCGGCCGUGGAUCUCCAAAGGUAAACCGCAGAUCGCGCAGGUUAUGCACGGCCAUUCCAGAGACGAUUAUCUGAAUAUUCUCUUCGCGGAGUUUGGAGACCGCUUGACCGAGACGGAAAUGUUGAUCAGGAUCCUCGGUAUCGAACAAGGAGACUUGGACAACGGGCACGUUUAAGGGGUUGUCUUCCGGGUCAAAUGCUGAUGGUGCAGUUUAGUACAUGUACCCACAGGCCGCGCGAGCUGAAUCCAUCUGAAAUUGAGUACAUACCACACUUGAAACUCGCCCAAACCCCGUGGUCCAACCCUCUCUUGAC